UUCAUCUUUGGCGCGUUCUGUACCUGAUGAUUCAAAUCUGGAAUUCAAAUCUUCGCUUCUGAUCCGUUGGAGCUUCAGUGGGCAUGCCCUCGUAACGUCGUCGGCCCAGAGGCCGUUACUGGGCCACUUAAGGUCCAAGGUGUCGACGUGAGGGAACAUCAUUCCUUCAGUUUUCUACUUGUCCAUCGAUCUUCGAUCGUCGAGGGACGAGUGCCAUCGGUCGGUCUAGUGAAGCAUCGCUGAUGAAGAGCUAACUGUCAUCAUUUGCUAGAAUUUCCAUCACGUGCACGGCUGAAGUGAAGAUUUGCAGAUUAAGAUUGUGCAGUUCCGACCGAGGUGCACCAGUGGGGAUGAAGAUACGAAAGAUGACUAAGAUGUAAUGUUGCUGUUCCUAGACGUCCUCUAAAUUUCUGUUUCCUACGAAAUCCGGUGUGAGUGACUUCAGCCAUGACUACUGAGAGAUCAUCGUCGGGAGCUUCUAUGGUUCCUCCAGAAUCUGGUGUAUAUUCUAUGAGAACAACCGCCAAAGACCCCGGCGUCCACAAGUCUGCCUUGUCUAAGCUCAAGAAUACUCUAGGAAAUCUGGGGAUGCAGAAAAGAUAUCGGUCUGACACUGAUAUUACUUCCUUAGUAUACAGUAGACAUGAGAAGCUUUCAGGAGCCGAUGACAAGUCCCAGACUGACCAUUCUUGCCCAAGGAGUAGACCAAGUUUUAGUCCCAGCCAGAAGUGGGACCUGAGAGAAGAGAUCAAGAAGCAUGCCAGUUCGCACGGAAGUCUUGGGCCUGCUCAGAACUGCACCUCGAAAGCAAUCAGGAGUGCACCACCAAAGAAAGAAAAAUCGAUUUCUCAUGUUGGUUCUUGUUCUACCCCAAGUCGUAGUGGAGGAAUAGUGGAUUCUCCGCGACAGAGUUUUGAGAAAAGAGAAUACCUUGAAGCUACGAAUGUUCAAGGACUGAAACUUGCAAUGGACCUGGAACUUCUUUGUCUGAAGUCUAAACAAGAUUCCGUAAAAGCAAAGGUGUGGACUUGGCUCCAAAGUAUCCCGGUUGAUGCAGAUGGAGAAGUAUUAGAGGAGACUGAUUCAAAUACUGAGCAUGACCCCUGACAUCCAGCAGAACUCAUCUUCUUCCACAUCUAAGCUCGCAGUCACGUCUCAAGCUUCUUGUUCAAAAUGAGUUCAAGUAUGCGAGCACAUAUCCGUCGAUGUAUAUGAAAUGAUUAAGUGCUCUCAGCAGAUCGCAUGUGGAACGGAUUGUCUCUAUUUCUUCUUAGAUGCUCUAAACAUCAAUAAAUUGUGGAACGGAGAGGUUAGCUCUCGCAACCAUCAUUGCGUGAAG
Marchantia polymorpha subsp. ruderalis is the source of this 1339-nucleotide messenger RNA. Lineage: Eukaryota; Viridiplantae; Streptophyta; Marchantiopsida; Marchantiales; Marchantiaceae. The record is from the annotation of a GenBank genome assembly.